GCGUCGUGCCGGAAGCCAGGCUGGGCCACGUCUUCAGGAUCUGAGUGAGCGGGUUUGGUUCGCGCUGAGCGGUGGCUGCUCGGGCGUGGAGGGAACGUUUCUGCUCCGAAACUAGACAUGGACCUGGAGGCUGUUUCUAAACGCUCAGCAUUCCAUGCCAAGCCCCAGGGACUCAUUCUCCAGUAUGGGACUGCUGGAUUUCGGACAAAUGCCCAACAUCUGGAUCAUAUCAUGUUUCGAAUGGGAUUGCUAGCUGUCCUGAGGUCAAAGCAGACAAGAUCCACCAUUGGAGUCAUGGUUACAGCCUCACACAAUCCCGAGGAAGACAACGGUGUGAAACUGAUUGAUCCUUUGGGGGAAAUGUUGGCCCCUUCCUGGGAGGAGCACGCUACUUGCCUAGCCAGUGCUGAGGAGCAGGAUAUGCCUGGAGUGCUCGGUGCCAUCAUGGAGAAAGAAGCCGUGGAUCCCCAGCAGGCUGCCUUCGUGGUGAUUGGUAGAGACACCAGGCCCAGUAGUGAGAAACUUUCACAGUCUGUAAUAGAUGGGGUGACUGUUUUAGGAGGUCAAUUUCAUGAUUAUGGCCUGUUGACCACCCCUCAGUUGCACUACAUGGUGUAUUGUCGGAAUUCCGGAGGCCGGUAUGGAAAGGCAACCAUAGAAGGCUACUGCCAGAAACUCUCCAAGGCUUUUGUAGACCUAACCAAACAGGUUUCCUGCAGUGGAGAUGAAAACAGAUCAGUUAAAGUCGACUGUGCAAACGGCAUAGGAGCCUUGAAGCUGAAAGAAAUGGCGCACUAUUUCUCCCAGGGACUGUCGGUUCAGCUGUUUAAUGAUGGGACUGAAGGAAGGCUCAAUCACCUGUGUGGUGCUGACUUUGUGAAGAGUCACCAGAAACCCCCACAGGGGAUGGAAAUGAAGUCUGAUGAAAGAUGCUGCUCCUUUGAUGGGGAUGCAGACAGGAUCGUGUAUUACUACAGUGAUGCAGACGGCCACUUUCAUCUCCUAGAUGGAGACAAGAUAGCCACAUUAAUUAGCAGUUUCCUUAAAGAGCUCCUGUUGGAGAUUGGAGAAAGUCUGAGCAUUGGUGUGGUACAGACUGCGUAUGCAAAUGGAAGUUCUACAAGAUACCUUGAAGAAGUUAUGAAGGUACCUGUUUAUUGCACCAAAACUGGUGUCAAACAUUUGCAUCACAAGGCUCAAGAGUUUGACAUUGGAGUUUAUUUUGAAGCAAAUGGGCAUGGCACAGCAGUGUUUAGUGAAGCCGUUGAAGUGAAGAUAAAGAGACUAGCGCAAGAACUUGAAGAUGAGAAAGGAAAAGCUGCCAAGAUGCUUGUGAGCAUCAUCGACUUGUUCAACCAGGCGACUGGAGAUGCUAUUUCUGAUAUGCUGGUGAUUGAGGCCAUCCUGGCUCUGAAGGGCCUGACUGUGCAGCAGUGGGAUGCUCUUUAUGUUGAUCUUCCUAACAGACAACUCAAAGUUAAGGUUGCAGACAGGAGAGUUAUUAGCACCACUGAUGCUGAAAGACAAGCACUCACUCCGCCAGGACUCCAAGAAGCAAUCAAUGACCUGGUGAAGAAGUACAAGCUUGCCAGAGCUUUUGUUCGACCCUCUGGUACAGAAGACAUUGUCCGGGUAUAUGCAGAAGCAGACUCACAAGUAAGUUGGGAACAGGGAGGAGAAAUCAGUUGUGUUUGGAGUCUCACUGUGGCAAAAGGUUUUUUGUUGAGAGUAAGACUGAAUGCACUGCAAGGUAUAUAGUUAAAUAGUUUCACACGCCCUUUAAUUUGUUACCGAACCGUUCUUUAUUGUGGAUUCUUGAGUGUGUGAUGUUCUGGCUGUGCAGAGUAUCUCAUAAAUCCUUCCUUUGCUAAUUGUAAUGUAUUAUAGAUUACUCUUUUCCCUUUAAAAAUGUAGUUCUAUGAGUUGGUUUGUGGAAGCAGCCAGUUUUAAUAUUUCCAUAGCAGCUGGUAACGCUGCUUUUCUUUCUGGACUUUUGAAUUGCUUUUCAAAUUUUUCUUACUCUACCUGUAUUUCCUGCAAUUUUAUCAUUUGUACUUUAUACGUACUGUGGUUGAAUGGGGACUCGGGAAAUAUCAGCAGUUAAUUUUUACAUGACAAUAGGUAUCUCUGAUGGAAACCCUAAGAAUUACUUAUUAUUAGCAGUUGUAGCCUUUUUUUGGGUGGGGGCGCGGGGAGGGGUGGAGAGGUUGUUUUCAAGACAGGUUUUCUCUGUGGCUUUGGAGCCUGCCCUGGAAUUAGCUCUUGUAGACCAGGCUAGUCUCAAACUCACAGAGAUCUGCCUGCCUCCCAAAAGUGCUGGGAUUAAAGGCGUGCACCAUGACUGCCUCAUAGCCUUCUUGAUUUUAAAGGGGCUUGGUUACUUACUCGGUUUAGGAACUGAGAUUUUUAUAAACUGAAUUGAAAACUUACCUUAUUUAGAAGAGCCUAACUCACUUUCUAUUUAUUUAUGGGCUUUGGAACUUACUACAAAAAGAUGAAAAAAUGAUUUGAAUACCUCUGAAUCAGAAUCGGGAAGCAUCUCCCUCUAGAAUAGCCAGUGAUAGAUGGAAGGUGCCGUGUCUCUCACCUAAUCUCUGCUUGUGAUUCACAGGAAAGUGCGGAUAGGCUUGCAUAUGAAGUGAGUUUGGUGGUGUUUCAGCUGGCUGGAGGCAUUGGA
This is a messenger RNA of Mesocricetus auratus (golden hamster), 2677 nucleotides long. It is a transcript of the gene Pgm3, whose product is annotated as phosphoglucomutase 3. The transcript is spliced from 12 exons. Gene Ontology annotation, biological process: hemopoiesis; carbohydrate metabolic process; UDP-N-acetylglucosamine biosynthetic process. NCBI's taxonomy places the organism in Eukaryota, Metazoa, Chordata, Mammalia, Rodentia, Cricetidae. The record is from RefSeq and is a predicted model, not a curated record. The coding region runs from base 118 to 1758 and encodes 546 amino acids. Gene Ontology annotation, molecular function: phosphoacetylglucosamine mutase activity; magnesium ion binding.